This is a messenger RNA of Cebus imitator (Panamanian white-faced capuchin), 3106 nucleotides long. RefSeq names its product HAUS augmin like complex subunit 5 (gene HAUS5). Bases 99 to 2000 code for a protein of 633 amino acids. The record is from RefSeq and is a predicted model, not a curated record. Lineage: Eukaryota; Metazoa; Chordata; Mammalia; Primates; Cebidae. Gene Ontology annotation, biological process: centrosome cycle; spindle assembly. The transcript has 19 exons. Gene Ontology annotation, cellular component: HAUS complex; centrosome.
GAUGACGUCACCGAUGGCGCGUUCGUGACGUCAGAGGCGGGCGCCACACUUGAAGACGCUGAGAGAGGCGGUGGCGGUGGCACCGCUGCGGCGCUGUCAUGGAGCUAGCACAGGAAGCGCGGGAACUGGGUUGCUGGGCGGCCGAAGAGAUGGGGGUGCCCAUGGCGGCCCGGGCCCCGGAAUCGACGCUGCGCAGGCUGUGUCUGGGCCAGGGGGCUGACAUCUGGGCCUACAUCAUGCAGCAUGUGCACAGUCAGAGGACUGUCAAGAAGAUCCGGGGAAACCUACUCUGGUAUGGCCACCAGGACAGUCCACAGGUCCGUAGGAAGUUAGAGCUGGAAGCUGCUGUGACCCGCCUGCAGGCAGAGAUCCAGGAGCUCAACCAGAGUCUGGAGCUGAUGGAGCGAGACACUGAGGCUCAGGACAUAGCCAUGGAGCAGGCACUUCAGCACACACAAGACACCCAGCGUCGAGCUCUCCUCCUCCGGGCCCAAGCUGGGGCCAUGCGAAGACAGCAGCAUAGGCUCCGAAAUCCCAUGCAGCGGCUGCAGAAUCAACUGAGGCGCCUGCAGGACAUGGAGAGGAAAGCCAAAGUAGACGUGACCUUUGGAUCCCUGACAGCGGCAGCUCUGGGCCUGGAGCCUGUGGUCCUGCGUGAUGUCCGAGCAGCCUGCUCCCUCCGGGCCCAGUUCCUGCAGAACCUCCUGCUUCCCCAGGCCAAGAGGGGCAGCCUCCCAACCCCUCAUGAUGACCACUUUGGCACUUCCUACCAGCAGUGGCUGAGCUCCGUGGAGACGCUGCUGACAAACCACCCCCCGGGCCACGUCCUGGCUGCCUUGGAGCACCUGGCUGCAGAGCGGGAGGCAGAGAUUCGGUCGCUGUGCGGUGGGGAUGGGCUUGGCGAUACCGAGAUAUCCAGGUCCCAGGCCCCGGACCAGUCAGACUCCAGCCAGACCCUGCCGUCCAUGGUUCAUCUCAUGCAGGAGGGCUGGUGGACUGUGGGUGCACUGGUCUCCCAGCGGAGCACCCUCCUGAAGGAGCAUCAAGUCCUGACCCAGUGCCUCCAGAGCCUGGUGGAAGAGGUGGAGAGACAUGCCCUAGGAUCCAGUGAGAGGCAGGCGUGGAUACUGGGGCUUCGGGGCUGUGGCCUGUGGGUGGAGCUCAAGUCCCUGCGUGCUCAGAGCCAGGAGCUGGAGGAUGCAGCCGGGCAUCGGCAGCUCCUGCUGAGGGAGCUACAGGCCAAACAGCAGCGGAUCCUGCGCUGGCGCCAGCUGGUGGAGGAGACACAGGAACAGAUCCGCCUGCUCAUCAAGGGAAACUCAGCCAGCAAGACCCGCCUGUGCCAGAGCCCAGGGGAGGUGCUGGCUCUGGUCGAGCGAAAGGUGGUCCCUGCAUCUGAGGCAGUGGCCCCGCAGAGCCGGGAGCUGCUGCGCUGCCUGGAGGAGGAAGCCCAGCAUCUGCCCCAUGUUCUGUUGGGUCCACUGCUGCGGCACAGCCCUGGAGAGUUGAAGCUGCUGCCCACAGUCCUACCGUCCAUCCAUCAGCUGCACCCCAUGUCCCCGAAGGGCUCCAGCCUCAUAGCACUGAGCCACAUGCUGGGGCUGCCCCCAGGGAAGGCCUCAGAGCUGCUCCUGCCAGCAGCUGCCUCUCUUCGCCAGGACGUUCUAUUCCUGCAGGACCAGCAGGGCCUCCGGUGCUGGGAUCUACUCCACAUGAAGACCAGCCUGCCACCGGGCCCUUCCACCCAGGAGCUGCUGCAGAUCCAGGCAUCCCAGGAAAAGGAGCAGAAAGAGAACCUGGGGCAGGCUCUCAAGAGGCUGGAGAAGCUGCUGAAACAGGCGCUGGAGCGAAUCCCUGAGCUGCAGGGGGUUGUGGGGGACUGGUGGGAGCAGCCAGGCCAGGCUGCCCUCUCUGAGGAGCUCUGCCAGGGCCUCUCCCUGCCCCAGUGGCGGCUGCGCUGGGUUCAGGCCCAGGGAGCCCUACAGAAGCUGUGCAACUGAAGAGAGGCUGCACAGAAGCCCAGAACUUCACUCUGUUCACCCCGACACCUCACCUCCCCCAGGACACCUGGAAGAAAGCAGCACCAGGAUUCCUUGGCCGUCGUCCCCCACAGCAUCUGCAGUCCCCUCGCUUGCUGUUCUGCGGCUCCGCUCAGCUCCCUGGCCCCGAUCCUUUCAUCCUGCUAAAGCCAAGAGAAUGGGGCCCACCCUGGGCACUCCUGAGAUCCCUUCAUCACUUUCAUUCUCAGCAAAAAGUAAUUGAGCACCUUCUCUAGGCGCUGGGGAGUCCACACAGAACAAAAGAGAAGGCCCUGCCUUCCAGGAGUUGAGUUCUAGGGAGGGAGAUGGAGUUUACGAGAUAAGGAAAAUAUAUAAGUAGGAUGCUGCAGGUUAACUGCUGUGUGGGAAAUCCAGCAGGAGGUGGGAGGUAUGAUUUGAAUCGACGGCCACACUGCCCAGGUCAUACACCAAGUGGUGAGCAGGAGCAACAGGGGUGGCCGAGGAAGGGCUUCCAGCUCAGGGCACCAGCACGUGCAAAGGCCCUGAGCCAAAAUAUGCUGGAAUAAGGGCCAUUGGUGGGGGGCAUUAUAGGGUGGGAGGAGGAAUGUAUUAAAAGAUGAAAUUGCCUUCUAGUUUGUAUAGUUUCUUUUUUCGCAUGUAAAUCAGCCAUUUGGAAUUUAUCCUAGCACGUGGAUGCAAUUUUGUUUUAUUUUACAGGGAUCCUAGUAACACUUAUUGAAAUUCCCAGUCACAGCACCAGUUGUCUCUGAGGGAAGGUGGGUGGCAGGGGUCAACUGAAGAGGAGAUGCAGAAACGUCUUAGGUAACGGGAACGUGCCAUGUCAAGGGCGGCGGAGGUGACACAGGUAGGGAGAGUUGUCAGCACUCACCUAGCUGUAGACUUAAGGCCUGUGCAUUUCACUGUGUGGGUGACUCAAUUUAUAAAGCAAAGCCUUACUCACUGCUUUUGAGAUGCCACCUUUUUAUGCACUAAAUUUCCAUGUUUAAUUGGGUUGUAUCUGGCUUCUCUCCAGACCUGCUUUGUAUUUAACCCUACAUGUGCCAUUACCACAGUAGUUUAAUAGAAAGGCUUAUGACACAUUGUCA